Molecule: messenger RNA, 2081 nt
Organism: Thrips palmi
Lineage: Eukaryota; Metazoa; Arthropoda; Insecta; Thysanoptera; Thripidae
Product: cytochrome P450 4C1-like
Exons: 11
Coding region: 183-1724 (513 amino acids)
Molecular function (GO): monooxygenase activity; oxidoreductase activity, acting on paired donors, with incorporation or reduction of molecular oxygen; heme binding
Source: RefSeq, a predicted model, not a curated record
CCCCACCACAUCCCGCCAAAAAAGUUAAUCGGGGGCCGCGCGGUAGCGUGACCGCAUCAGUUCGGCGUGGCUUCUGGUAGACGUGAGUGGGCCGCUGUCCCCGGCAGACAUCGCGACGCACCGCAGCGCGACGAGAGGACCAAGGCAACACGCCGCAAACGACUGCAAGAAUCGUCGGCACCAUGGACCCCGUACUCCUGGCGAUGGUGGCCCUGCUGGUGGCCAUCGCCGUGCACCUGGGGCUCAAGAGGAAGGCCUUCGUCGACCGGGUGAACGCCAUCCCCGGGCCGCCGACCACGCCAUUGGUUGGGAACCUCUUCCGCGUAGCGCAGCACAACUUUGAGGUGCUCGCUACUUGCCAGGACUACGCCAAAGACUACAAGGAUAUCUUCCGCGUGUGGAUCGCUUCUUUUCCCUACGUCGCUCUCAACACCGCCGAGUACGUUGAGAGCGUGCUGAGCAGCGUGCAGCACAUCGAGAAGAGCAACGACUACUCCACGCUGCACCCGUGGCUGCGCUUCGGGCUGCUCACCAGCACGGGCUCCAAAUGGCACACCCGCCGCCGCCUGCUGACGCCCACCUUCCACUUCAAGAUCCUGGACCAGUUCGUGCCGGUCUUCAACCGCAACGUGGACGUCUUGGUGCGCAAGCUGUCCCGCGAGGCGGAGCACGGCAAGCCCUUCAACGUCAGCCACCACGUGCACCUGUGCGCCCUGGACACCAUUUGCGAGUCCGCGAUGGGCACCAAGGUGAACGCCCAGGAGAAUGCCGAGUCCGAGUACGUCAACGCCGUGAAAACCGUUUGCUGCCAAGCCUACUCGAGGCUAGUCAAGCCGUGGAUCUACCCGAAUGUCACUUUCUACUCCACUCCGGGAGGCUGGUCGUUCAACCGGGCGCUCAAAGUCCUCCACGGCAUGACGUCAUCCGUCAUCAGCAUUCGCAAGAGAGAAUUCUCCACGGAGGACCUCGUCAAUAUACAAAACGAAGCGGAGGACGGCACCAAGAAGCGCGUCGCCUUCCUCGACCAGCUGCUGCUGGCCAACCAGAAGGGAGCGGACUUGUCGGACAUUGACAUCCAGGAGGAGGUGGACACCUUCAUGUUCGAGGGCCACGACACCACCGGCACCGCCAUCAGCUUCGGCCUCUACGAGCUCUCUAAGAACCAGGAUGUCCAGCAAAAAGCUUACGAAGAAGUGGUGUCGAUCCUGGGCGAGGUCGGCGAGGGCCGGCAGGUGGAGACGGCGGACCUGGCCAAGAUGAAGUACCUGGAGCGCGUCAUCAAGGAGGUGCUGCGGCUGUACCCUAGCGUGCCCGUCUUCCUGCGGGCACUGCACUCGGACCUGGUGCUGCCACCCGUCAAGGGAGCCAAAGAGUCCUACACCGUGCCGGCGGGGACGUCCAUCUUCGUGAGCCCCUUCACCCUGCACCGCGUCGAGGCCCUGUGGCCGGACCCCGAGCGCUUCGACCCUGACCGCUUCCUGCCCGAGAACAGCGUGGGCAGGCAUCCCUUCGCCUACAUCCCCUUCUCCGCGGGGCCGCGCAACUGCAUCGGUCAGAAGUACGCCAUUAUGGAGAUGAAGUGCAUAUUCGCCCGCCUGAUCCAGGAGUAUCGCUUCCUGGAGGCGUACCCGGGCUACCAGGCCGAGGUCGUGGGGGAACUCAUUCUCAAGCCAAAGGGCGACGGUAUCCUGGUCAGAGCCCAGAGGAGGGAAGUCCAAGUCUAGUCCUCCCCACUGCCCGUCGUUGGACAAGCUGGACCGAGUCGAUGCUCCUGGUCAGGAUAAAAUACUGCCUCAGAUUCGAACUAGUUUGGACCACGACACACUCCAAAAGUCUCAUGGCGAAGAGCCUCCAUAUUACGAUGAAAAUUCUCCUGAUGAUGCAGCUGACUUUGUAGCUUACUUCUGACAGUUCCUUGUAUCUAAUGGUUAUUUUGUCGAAUUCCUUUUGCUAUAUGAAGAAAAUCUUCACCGUAAUAUGUAUGUUGUGCAGCCUUGUGCGGUCAUGUGAUAAUUUAGGAUAACGAAUUAUAUUUUUAUAAGACUAGUUCUAUGUUAAUAAACUCGAGACUGCUUUCUUUA